Molecule: messenger RNA, 2484 nt
Organism: Astyanax mexicanus (Mexican tetra)
Lineage: Eukaryota; Metazoa; Chordata; Actinopteri; Characiformes; Acestrorhamphidae
Gene: fignl1
Product: fidgetin-like 1
Exons: 2
Coding region: 267-2270 (667 amino acids)
Molecular function (GO): ATP binding; microtubule severing ATPase activity; ATP hydrolysis activity
Source: RefSeq, a predicted model, not a curated record
GCACUGGUGGUAAGAAGCGCGUAUGAACUGGUAGCACAACUCGACAGAACACCGGCUCUGCCUCUGGUACAUCCGGGACACCACCACACGGUGGCAGCAGCACUCCUCCCAGCGCGGAGAGAGAGCAGCCGGAAGAGGCGGGAGCUGAGGCCGCGGGAAGUUCGGCGAAACUUGUGUUUAUGUGUGAAGCCGGGAACCGAUAUAUUACUAAAUUAAUAACUUAAAACGUACACAGGUUACAUUUGAGAGGCUGGAGCAGGCCAGGCAUGAGCAGCGCACACCUGGACGAGUGGCAGAGGAGGUCCUUUGACAUUUCAUCUGGCACAUACACACCUGAACAGACGGCCGAUGCUUAUCGGGCACAUAUCCUGUCCAUUCAGUAUGCAUGGGCGAGUGCCGAGCUCUCUCCGGCCGGAGCUGCCAGCCUGCUCAGGACCUACUCCGAGCGCUACGCUUCGGUCCUGGACUCAGACGACCAACGCACAGGGCUCAACAACUACGCUGACAGUGCCCUGCACCUGGCCCGCAAUCAGAAAAACCACAGUGACAAAUGGGAGUCGUCCCUAACGACAGAGAAUGUGUUCAGCCUGCCGUGUGUGCAGAGGAUGAUGCGGGCCGGAGCAGAAGAUGGUAAGCUCUCUGUGGAUUCAGACGAUGCUGACAUUGUGGUUGGUGUAGAGGUGAACAAGAAUGAGGGCAAAAGUAACAUGGAGUUUGUUUCUGCCGGGGUACUGAAAACAGAUCAUCACGUUUCCAUGUCUGCGUAUCUUCCCAAUGCAGAAUCGGUAAGCACAGCGAGUACCUCUUCAAGUGUUGCAGCAGAGAGGGCCAGAGACAAGGAUAGAGCACCAGCUGUCGUUCCUUCAGCCCAUAACACUGCAAGAGCUCAUUUAGAGGUGGGACCACUUUUUGGUCAUACUGCCCAUAACUUUCCAGUCAACUCUGGGUCUUUUCCACAGUCCAGUGUGGGUCACGCUAGUACGUCCAGUGCAAACAAUCAAACGCCUGUGUUCUUCUCCUCUACAAAUCCAGCCAAGAGGAAGAACUUCUACAGUUCAGGAACUGAAAGCAACAGAGGCCCCUUUCCACACCAAGGAGGGCAAGAACUUGGAGGAGGUGGACGGAGAAGGGAGGAGGCUCCAGGCACUAAUUUCAAAACCGCCCGAGAGCAGCUUAUUGUAGACCAGCAGAAAAAGCAUUCAUAUCAGGGCCAACGUGGCUCAUCAGCUAACGUUGCCACCAUAACCAAAAAGUGCCUGGGAGCAAACCGGUCCCGAGGAACCCACUCCAAAUUUGUCUCACCAAUGCCAAGACAGGAGGAUGAAGGCAGGGAUGACCCAGCACAGGACACUCCACCCAUUGAUGAACGACUAAAGAAUUUCGAGCCCAAAAUAAUUGAACUGAUCAUGAGUGAAAUUAUGGAUCAUGGUCCACCUGUGGCUUGGGAUGAUAUUGCAGGCCUUGAGUUUGCCAAAACCACUAUAAAAGAGAUUGUAGUGUGGCCCAUGCUAAGGCCAGAUAUUUUCACUGGCCUCCGAGGUCCACCUAAGGGGAUCCUCCUGUUUGGCCCUCCAGGCACAGGGAAAACACUCAUAGGCAAGUGCAUAGCCUGCCAGUCUGGAGCAACGUUUUUCAGCAUCAGUGCUUCCUCACUCACAUCUAAGUGGGUGGGAGAGGGGGAGAAAAUGGUGAGGGCACUGUUUGCAAUUGCCAGAUGCCAUCAACCAGCAGUCAUUUUCAUUGAUGAGAUUGACUCUCUCCUUUCUCAGCGCACGGAUGGAGAACACGACUCCUCUCGCCGGAUUAAGACUGAGUUCCUUGUCCAGCUCGAUGGAGCUGCCACCUCCUCUGAGGAUCGUAUCUUGGUGGUGGGAGCCACCAACCGGCCGCAGGAGAUUGAUGAAGCUGCUCGCCGCCGCCUUGCCAAACGACUCUACAUUCCACUUCCGGAAGCCGCUGCACGUCGGCAAAUAGUGAUCAACCUGAUGACACGAGAGAAGAGCCAAUUAGGACCUGAGGAGCUUGAGAAAGUGGUGUCCUGCACAGAGGGUUUCUCAGGGGCUGAUAUGACGCAAUUGUGCCGUGAGGCAGCCCUCGGCCCAAUUCGCAGCAUCCAGCUCAGUGACAUCGCCACCAUUACACCUGAGCAGGUGCGUCCUAUACUCUACUGUGAUUUCCAGGAGGCUCUUAAGACUGUUCGUCCCAGUGUGUCUAAAAAAGACCUUGAGCUCUAUGAGGAGUGGAACAAGACUUUUGGUUGUGGUCGAUAAUCACCAAACCACUUGGCCUUAAACUGUAAUGUUUAAUGUAGUUUAAUGUAGUUGAAAGUAAUUUGGAUCGAUUGCUGCAGUUUGUGUAUGCUCCAAAGUUGAAAAGUUAACAACUGCUCUGUUUAAAAAUGUAUGUAACAGUUUUAGGUUCUUUGUGAUUUAGGAGGAACCAUUAUUUUGUGUUAUAAAAAUAAAUAAAUGUUUUUCUAAAAUA